Messenger RNA from Brenthis ino (lesser marbled fritillary), 375 nucleotides. The record is from the annotation of a GenBank genome assembly. NCBI's taxonomy places the organism in Eukaryota, Metazoa, Arthropoda, Insecta, Lepidoptera, Nymphalidae.
AUGAAUACUGGACGAGGAAGAAGGCUUGUUGAUAUGAUAAAAUUAUCAGAUGGUGUCGAUAUAGAAACGGAACGAGUUCAACAGUUAGCUGUACCACAAUGCUCUACAUGGCCAGAUAAAUUAAUUGCUGAAGAUCAAAAUAUUUUAAUAGAACCUAAAGAUGAUAUCAUAGCCCACACUCCCAAACACAAUCCCGAAGUUCAGGAUACAUUUUCACCUUCUUUGUUAGCAUUCAUUCAAUCAUCUGAUAAGGAAAACACAAUAAUAGACGAACCUUUUUAUACUUCACAUGGCUUAUAUUCUUCAGAUGAUGAUGAUGACUACAUUCCUAAUACAAGUGAAGAUUCUUCAAGCAAUUCUAUGAAAUCAAGCACA